Messenger RNA from Peronospora farinosa, 714 nucleotides. Lineage: Eukaryota; Oomycota; Peronosporomycetes; Peronosporales; Peronosporaceae. The record is from the annotation of a GenBank genome assembly.
AUGACAAUCUCUACUCGGAUCCGUGGUGAAGUGUUUACAUCGCAGUCAGGGGAUAAGAACCUGUGUGACUUCAUGGAAGCACCUCUUGGUCCACCGCUCAUUCGUCUUCCAACGAGUCAGCCACCGCAAAAUGUCGAGGGCACCUGUAACAAGAAGAAGAUAGCCAUGAAGACAACAAAGGUUAUAGCUGAGCAGGUGGUAGUACCGGAAAUCCGGGAGAAGUCACAAUGUCAUGGAGUACCCUGGACGAAGGACGAACACGACCGAUUCCUUCAGGGUCUCGAGCUUUUUCCAUCCGGGCCGUGGAAGUAUGUCGCUUCUUAUGUCGGUACUCGUACACCACGUCAAACCAUGACACAUGCACAGAAACACCGUCAAAAGAUUCAGCGUCAAGAGCGUAAGUACUUUAUGGAGUCCUUAGCACAGCCUGUACCUAUGACGCCAGUAGCGUACGAUGGCUUUGUGGUUCCUACCAACGUUAAAGAUCAAGCAUUCCAACAAUCACCUAAGGCAGUAGACCGUCGACUGGACAUCAAUGAGCAAGCGGUUCCUCUACAGAACAACGGGGAUGAUAAAGUCGAGUUGGGUGAGCUCUCUCCAUCCUUUCAAGCUUUUUGUGAGCUUUAUGGCUAUGCGGUUUUCCCCAGGGACGACGAGAAACCAGUCAAUGGUGUCAACUGCGACUUCCCCAGGACCGAGAGUACGAUGCUGUAG